UUUAAUAAAUGGGAACGACGCUUCGAGAAGAGAAGCCAUAGCCACACACAAGCCAGAAGCUCUGGCUCUCGCUUUAGCUCGUGGGCGACUCACGAGACCAGCCAGCUAAAGAAGCCGUGAAGUUCACAGAUCACGGGAAUCACAAGAAAGAGCAAAAUCCUCUCAGAUUAGCAGUUAUUGGAUCUCACUGUAGAGAAUGGAGAGUUCUGGUUCAGACACACCAAAGAAGAAAAGUGGUGGAAAUGGACAGGUUCUGGACGGUUCGAAUAUUAUGGAGUUAGUUGGAAACGAUCAAGUUUUCAGCGAUUUCGUGGACCAUAAGUUUCAGGAGCUGGAUAGAGACAGAGAUGGGAAGCUCUCCGUGAAGGAGCUUGAACCUGCCGUUGCUGAUAUUGGUGCCGCUCUAGGCUUGCCCGCUCAGGGUACUAAUCCCGAUUCCGAUCACAUCUAUUCUGAGGUCUUGAACGAAUUCACCCAUGGCAAGCAAGAGAAAGUGAACAAGAUUGAGUUCAAAGAGGUACUCUCAGACAUUCUGUUGGGCAUGGCUGCUGGGCUGAAACGAGACCCAAUAGUGAUACUUCGUAUGGAUGGGGAAGAUCUCCUUGAGUUUGUUAGUGGACCAAGUUAUGAAGCAGAAAUGGCUUCCAUGUUCUCCCAGAUUGAUUCUCCUGAUGCUUCACUCCGUGAGCACAUAAUUGGAGCUCUGGAAAAACUCUCAGUUGAGCAAGGGAUUCCUCCCACUUCAGAUUCUUGGGUUUUUAAUAACAUUGUGGAACCAGCUCUACAAUCUCAAGCUGGCCCAGAUUGGGAUAAACCUGCUUCUCAAGAGACAUUUUUUGUGGAAUUUAAGAAAGUAGCAUCGGCUGUGGCUGAUCAUCUGAAGGAGCAACCUGUCAUUGUUGCUCACAGUGAGAACACAUUUGAUGGAAGCGGCGUUAAGAGGCUAUUGUCCAACAAGUUUGAAUUAGACAAGACCUUGAACUCAGCUUUAGAAAACAUACCAAAAGAUCGCAAUGGAAAACUGUCAAAGGAAUAUCUGCGGGUGGCACUUGAUGUCGUGUCUCCUUCUGCUGGUUUGCCUCCAGUUGGUGCAAUUGAAGAGAUGGAUAAGGUUAUUGGCGAAGUUUUGAAGAUGAUAAAUGCAGAUGAUGGAAAGAUGGUUAAAGACGACGAAUUCAAGAAAAUAUUAACUGAAAUACUGGGGGGUAUCAUGUUGCAGUUAGAGGGAAAUCCCAUAUCUGUUUCUUCAAAUUCAGUUGUGCAUGAGCCUCUAGGCUCCUCCUCUUCGCUCUUGCAGCCAUCUAGUGAAACGGCAUAGUGUUCUCAAGUAUGUGAUGGGUAAAAGAAAUAAGUAUGAUAAUAAUAAUAAUUUUUUUAACUUACGUAAACAAUCAUUAUUAAUGUAAUCUGUGUUUUGAAAAGUGAUUUUGUACGCUGAGUCUCUGGGUGUAACUCAUGAAUACGAAAAUAUGGAAAGCUGCGGAGGCUCAAUGGCCAUUGUGCCUAGUUGGUCUUGUUGGUCUCA
Molecule: messenger RNA, 1525 nt
Organism: Prosopis cineraria
Lineage: Eukaryota; Viridiplantae; Streptophyta; Magnoliopsida; Fabales; Fabaceae
Exons: 5
Coding region: 197-1318 (373 amino acids)
Molecular function (GO): calcium ion binding
Source: RefSeq, a predicted model, not a curated record